Rana temporaria (common frog) is the source of this 611-nucleotide messenger RNA. Its product is annotated as 60S ribosomal protein L36a. The coding region runs from base 243 to 563 and encodes 106 amino acids. Gene Ontology annotation, biological process: translation. The record is from RefSeq and is a predicted model, not a curated record. The transcript has 5 exons. Gene Ontology annotation, molecular function: structural constituent of ribosome. Lineage: Eukaryota; Metazoa; Chordata; Amphibia; Anura; Ranidae. Gene Ontology annotation, cellular component: ribosome; cytosolic large ribosomal subunit.
GUUCUGUCACAAGUUCCAACUCGUCAAGCGAGAGUUCUGCGCGUGCGCGAGCGAAUUUGACGAGUUGGAACUUACGACAGAACGUGCGUCCCCUCUCACUCGCCGUGCGUAGUCAAUCGACCAUAGAGAGGAGAAGAGGGCGUGGCGCUACGCUCUAUCCCUGUAUAAACUCGCUGGUCAUCGAUAGUGCACAUCUCGCCUCACUUCCUUCUUCCGGUCCUUCUCUUGCGCGGCGGGCCGAGAUGGUGAACGUCCCGAAAACGCGCAGAACUUACUGCAAGAAAUGUGGGAAGCAUCAGCCUCAUAAGGUGACCCAGUACAAGAAGGGGAAGGACUCCCUCUACGCCCAGGGAAAGAGGCGCUACGACCGUAAGCAGAGCGGUUAUGGUGGGCAGACCAAGCCAAUCUUCCGUAAAAAGGCCAAGACCACCAAGAAGAUUGUACUGAGGCUGGAGUGUGUCGACUCCAACUGCCGAUCAAAGCGGAUGUUGGCCAUCAAGAGAUGUAAGCACUUUGAGCUUGGAGGAGACAAGAAGAGAAAGGGACAAGUCAUCCAGUUCUAAGCUGCCGCUUUACUUUUGAAAAUGAAAUAAAAUAUUCAAAAUUCAAUA